GAAUUACUGAGACUAUUAACAUUAUUUUUUCAUAGUAUAAAACCAAAGACUAAAUAACAUUCAUUUGAGUACGCUGGUUGUCUAAAGUGAACGUAAGAAUGGAUCCAGAUGAUUUUCAGUAUUUCAACAAAAUGAAUCAAUCAAGCUUCAUUCAAAUAGACUAUGGACAUAAUUUUACCACAGAUGUAUACACCACAGAUGUAAAUGAUUACCAGACAGUUACGCGCAAAUUUGCAAUAGUAUUUGCAAUACUUGUUGCAGCCAUCAUGAUUUCAAAUCUACUAAUCAUUAUUUUAAUCAUUAUGAAAAAACUUAGGAAGGACUUAUUCUAUUGGAAAGUAAUAAUUUUAUCUGUAGGAGAUUUGAUAGGGUGUACUACUUUACCAUUUUCACAUAUAAUGCCGGAUGAUGAUUGGUGGAAAAGCGAAACAGCAUGUAUAAUAGUACUCAAUAUGACCCUGGUAUAUAAUUUGUUUAGUGGAUUGGCUUUAGUAGCUUUAUGUUUAGAUUUCCCCAUCAAUCUUUUUUCAACCUACUUCAGACUACGCCGUAUAUUUCAUCGAACUAUUCAUGGGUUAUUUAUGGUUUUGCCUUUUUUCUUAACGUAUGUUGUUGCAUUAUCAAUAGUAAUUCAAUAUGGAACAAACGUUAAAAUGGUAGAAUCUGCUGAUCAUAAAACGUGUAUUGAGACAAUGACAACAGAUGAAUCCUAUACUCAUCCAUCUAUUCCUGUUCAAACACUGGCAGCUUUCGUUAGUAUUCCAGCACUACUCAUUAUGAUUGCUUCUGUUGUAAUACAUAAAAGGGUAAGCAAACAAGUGAACACAACUGCACCUUUAAACAGAAUCAACCCGUCAACAGAUUUGGAAAAUUUAAACCAAUGCGAUAUGCCCGAACCAAAAUUAUCAGAUCAACGGUGCGAAAACAUCGUAGUGGAAAGCGAAUCAGUGUUUUCGUCCGCUAGCGAAAACGAUAUAUUAUCAUCUACAUAUGCUGUCAUUGCGAUUACAACUUUCAGCAUACUAUGCCAUGUUCCGCUUGUUGCCUGGCUUAACAGAAUGGAAAAAGAGUUAAGUUUUGACGAUAACAUACAAUCCUUUCUGAUAACACACUAUGUCAUUAAUACUAUUUCUCUGAUACCAGCAGCAGUUAGAUCAUAUAUGUGGGUGAUUGAUACGAAUGUAAGGAAAGCCGUCUUCGCAACUUUAAACAGAUGUGGUAUUAUUUUGUAACGUUCUCCAUUACAGCAGGAUACGAAUGACAAACUUGUAUUGAAUUUCGUAUAUAUUUGAUGUGCAUGCUAAAUACUAGUAGCCAACAAUUUCUUUAAACAUACGUUCAUCAAAGAAAUUUAAUACUAUGUGUGUGUGUGGGUUUUUUUUAAUAUGUGUUUAACAACAUUAAUUGGAAUAAAUAUUGACAAUGAGAUGUGGUAUGAAUUUCGAAAAUACAACUCUCCAUUUAAGUCACAAUCAAUAAAAAGUAAACAAUUCAAAAAAAAAAUGGUCUUGUCUAUACGAAAAAUGAAAAACACCUGUUUUUGCUGUCCAGAAAUCAUUUUUAUCGUAAUUGAUUUUCGUUUUUCUCCCCAGACGAGUUAAAUGUAUAAUAUGGUUUAAACUAGAUGUAACUAUAUUUAAUCAUCAGAUGAGCUAAAAUUAGAUAUGAAGAUUUAGAUCGUUACUGGUGUGUUCAUGAUUUGAUAUAAUAUAGUUUCAUGCGGUAAAAUCGGACUAUUAUACAAGUUCUGGAGGUAGUCGUUUAACAGCUUUUCCAAGACACAAUGUACCGAACUAAGCUAUAUGAUAUUUAGGUUGAUUUCCCAAAGAAGCCAAAAUACAGAUUUUACAAUGUUUUUAUAAUAAUGUAAUUAAAAAAAAUGGAACACCGAGGUAUUUUUUAAAUUCAUGCCAUAUUGCAAAGUUUUAUGCAUGUAAACACUUGUUGAUGUAUACAAAGAUAUCUAUAUAAAUAAAAUUUCGAAAUGAAAUAGGCAGAAGUUGGCUUUUAUCUUUAGACGGAAAUUGUGUGAA
Messenger RNA from Mytilus trossulus (common blue mussel), 2033 nucleotides. RefSeq lists its product as uncharacterized. The transcript has 2 exons. Gene Ontology annotation, cellular component: membrane. The record is from RefSeq and is a predicted model, not a curated record. The coding region runs from base 99 to 1232 and encodes 377 amino acids. Gene Ontology annotation, biological process: G protein-coupled receptor signaling pathway. NCBI's taxonomy places the organism in Eukaryota, Metazoa, Mollusca, Bivalvia, Mytilida, Mytilidae. Gene Ontology annotation, molecular function: G protein-coupled receptor activity.